Messenger RNA from Branchiostoma belcheri (Belcher's lancelet), 630 nucleotides. Its product is annotated as 28S ribosomal protein S23, mitochondrial-like. Gene Ontology annotation, cellular component: ribosome; mitochondrion. The transcript has 2 exons. The coding region runs from base 37 to 564 and encodes 175 amino acids. NCBI's taxonomy places the organism in Eukaryota, Metazoa, Chordata, Leptocardii, Amphioxiformes, Branchiostomatidae. Gene Ontology annotation, biological process: translation. The record is from RefSeq and is a predicted model, not a curated record. Gene Ontology annotation, molecular function: structural constituent of ribosome.
AGUACCGAUACGAGAGGUCAUCCCUUCGGUUCCAACAUGGCCGGGAGUCGUUUGGAGAAGUUUGGCACGAUUUUUACCCGCGUGCGUGACUUGAUACGCGGGGGAGUGAUGAAACACGAGGAGAGACCACUCUGGUACGAUGUGUACGCGGCUUUCCCUCCCCGAGACCCGCCGCUGGCCGAGAGGAGUUACGAUAUCAAACCGGUCAGACAGAUCCUCUACCCAGAGGACAAGAUUCGUGCAGCUUUCUAUAAGACCUACGGCACCCCCCGGCCCAUGGACCUGACAAACCCAGAUGCUGUGUCGGAGUGUCAGAAAUUCAUCCUGAAGUACCAACAACUGGAGAGACUUGGGAAGUACCAGGAAGAGGCAGAACUGUUCGAGGCAGCAGCAAGGGCACUACAGAGGGACGGGGUCAUCCUGAAAAAGAGACAGUUGAAACAAGCCACUGAUACUGUAACAAUAGAUGAGCCACAGGAAAGACAGAAAGAUCCUGCGCUGAACAUUCGCAUUAGUGACAUGAUAAAGGAAGCGUUACAGAAAUCAGAGACAGAAAAAUCGUGACCUAGAUUCAUCCGAUGCAUUGUGUUAUAGUACCAACAUAAAGAGGGCUUUGCUUGUGUCAAUAUU